AUGUUUUCAUCACCCAAGUUAGUCAACACGUCGUUGAAGAUCGACUAUAAACACAUGCAAGUGAUUGUGUGCGCAGAAUUCCUACGAUUUCAGUCGGAUGUAAACGCAUGUGUGCGAGUGUGGAUGCAGUUAUCGUGGGAUAAGAGUGUGAAUGCAGAUUUUCUGGGGGUUAAGUUGUAUGAAUGA
Echinococcus granulosus is the source of this 186-nucleotide messenger RNA. RefSeq lists its product as hypothetical. The coding region runs from base 1 to 186 and encodes 61 amino acids. The record is from RefSeq and is a predicted model, not a curated record. The transcript is spliced from 2 exons. Lineage: Eukaryota; Metazoa; Platyhelminthes; Cestoda; Cyclophyllidea; Taeniidae.